Molecule: messenger RNA, 2351 nt
Organism: Micropterus salmoides (largemouth bass)
Lineage: Eukaryota; Metazoa; Chordata; Actinopteri; Centrarchiformes; Centrarchidae
Gene: evlb
Product: Enah/Vasp-like b
Exons: 13
Coding region: 159-1391 (410 amino acids)
Biological process (GO): actin polymerization or depolymerization; protein homotetramerization; positive regulation of actin filament polymerization
Cellular component (GO): cytoskeleton
Molecular function (GO): actin binding; SH3 domain binding; profilin binding
Source: RefSeq, a predicted model, not a curated record
GGGAUGCUGCCGUUGAACUCCGACCUUUAGCGAAAGUGUCAGUGGCGAAAAUCAGGACGGACAAAGGAGAAAGCAACUCAAACAACAAAUACAGACGUUUUCUCCGUUUUGUUGCCGUGAAAUAGGGCUGACCUGUGGGUCUGCUGCGUGUGGACACCAUGGACAUCAACCUUCAGUCGCACCGCUUUUACUUCCCGCAGAUCUACUGUGCUGAGCCGGGGGCACAGCCACAGCUCACUGAGUUCAAAGUCAGUGAGCAGAGUAUCUGCCAGGCACGGGCCUCCGUCAUGGUCUACGAUGAUACCAGUAAGAAGUGGGUGCCCAUCAAGCCUGGACAGCAGGGAUUCAGCCGCAUCAACAUCUACCACAACACUGCCAACAACACCUUCAGAGUGGUGGGCGUCAAACUGCAGGACCAGCAGGUGGUUAUCAACUACUCCAUAGUGAAGGGCCUUAAGUACAACCAAGCCACACCGACCUUUCACCAGUGGCGGGAUGCCAGGCAGGUCUAUGGCCUCAACUUUGCCAGCAAGGAGGAGGCCACCACCUUCUCCAACGCCAUGCUCUUUGCCCUCAACGUUCUCAGUGCACAGGAUGGAGGUCCAGCUGUCCAGCGCCAAGUCCAGAAUGGACCAACUUCAGAUGAGAUAGAAGCUCAGAGAGCGAGGCAGAUAAUGGAGCAGCAGCAGCAGCAGAUGCAGGCACACAUGGAGCGGGAGCGACGGUCAUCCAACUCAGGUUCUCCUUUCCAAGGCCACCCUGCUGUGCUCUCAGUGGCCCCCCCUGUAGUACCUCCCCCAAUGAACAUGGGGGGUCCUCCUCCCCCUCCACCACCGCCAGGACCUCCGCCACCUUCAGCAGGUGCACCCCAGCCUCCUCUCCCGCCUCCACUUCCCAUUGGUGGAGGGAGUCACGGGGACGAGCCCCCCGCCCAGACGGGUCUUGCCGCUAUGAUUGCUGGAGCCAAACUGCGCCGCGUUCAAAGACCUGAGGACAGCUCUUCAAGCUCCAAAAACGAUGCCAACCGAACAAGUGGAGGAAGUGGAGGACUGAUGGAGGAGAUGAACGCUCUGUUGGCGCGAAGAAGGAAAGCAGCUUCAGAGAAGCCCGAGGACAGCCAAAAUGAUGACCCAAAUUCUCCGUCACCCAGCACCCGCAGUGGACAGAAUGCCACAGAUGGUGCAAAGAAGCCGUGGGACCGAGCUAACUCUGCAGACAGGUCAAUGGCUUCAAGGGUACGACCUGUUGGAGGUGGCAGUGACACAGACUCGUUAGACCUUGACAGAAUGAAACAGGAAAUCUUGGAAGAGGUGUUUCGUGAAUUGCACAAAGUGAAGGAUGAAAUCAUUGAUGCCAUUAGACAUGAACUCAGUCGAGUGAGCACGACAUAAUCUUUCAGAGUCACUCCCCGACAUGAAACACCUCUUUGAACCAUUGCCCCUGCAGCAACUGCUGUGGCCCUGAGGAGGAGGAGAAGUCAGGAAUGGAGGCCCAAACUGUGACAUCUACUCAUCCUGUUCAGCUGUGGUGUUGAAGCAACGCAGCAAUUUUGCUAUAACACCUCAGACAUGUCUGUGUAACAUUUGGUUUGUUCGCUUGGAGAGAAUGGGGCACACUCUCGCACUGAUUACUCGGAUUUCUUAACAUUUUCUGUUUGUUAGCCCUGUUCGCCACUCUGUCCUCGGCCUAAAGGAAAAUGGAUAAAAUUCAUAGGAUUUUGUUUGUUUUGCUUUUUUCACAAGUUUGUUUUAAACUUUUUUAUUAUUACUAUCAUUUUCAUUAUUAUUACUAUCAUUUUUAUGAUUGUCAAUGUAUUGUUAAUAAUAUGAGUAGUAGUAGUGUAGUGAGUACAAUGGUAAUAAUGAGGAAAUGAUAAUGAGAUUAUGAUAGUAAUGAUAAUGUUGAUCAUUAUUAUUGCACAUCAUUUUAUGUCAGCCUUUUGUAUUUUAUAUUGGUUGUUUUCAUUUGUUUUUGUUUUAGAUACAGUUGCAAGCACAUCCAAAAAAAAAAUGUUUCCUCAUCAUCUAACCUGGAACAUUUUUUAAAAGUUUUUUAUCCUUUUCGCCAACACAGCUGUGUGUGGAAACCAUGGCAGAAAAAAACGAUACCGAGGGUGGAAUAAACUUUGGAUAUUGCAAUCUUAUAAACAAAAAAAAUUAAAUAAUACACCAGAGUAUUUGUGAUCAUGUUGUUAAUAAAAUGUUUAUUGGCUGCAAGGAUAUGGUGAAGUAUUGUUCAUUUUAUUCUCUCCUUUUCUGACAAAGUGCUUCCUGGUUUGACAACAAAAAAAAAAGAAACGCACUAAGUUUAAAAUGAAUUCAAAUAAAACUGUGAACAAUGUCUUGGAUAAA